Molecule: messenger RNA, 857 nt
Organism: Porites evermanni
Lineage: Eukaryota; Metazoa; Cnidaria; Anthozoa; Scleractinia; Poritidae
Source: the annotation of a GenBank genome assembly
AUGGAGAGAAAAAAACCUGUGUUGUUUCUACUAGUUUUGCUUCUUUCCAGUGCACUUUGCAAAGGUAAGACCUACGUUGGUGUUAAAUUUUGCCACAAUUCAAAACCAUUGUUAGAGGCCGAGAAAGUCAGCCCGCAACUUUGGCAAGAAGAGAAACACGCAAGCUUGUGAUGUUUCGUUCCGCGUUUCAUUACGUUCACGAUGUUCUCUUCAUAAGUAGUCGAGACUCAAACUGUUAUUUUUGGAAAACGAGACCUUAAAGCCCAGGACUGGUCACUGGCUUAUCUGACAAACAAAUAGCGCUCAAAUAACUCUGAUAUUGGCAGUUUAAGAUCCGCUCCAUUCUGGAGCAAACAAUAGUUUACGGCGCUUGCGGUAAAUUGGGAGCAGUUUUUUUUCCUUUAUUUCUAACACUUUUUCUACCAACCGUUGCAGGUGUCAUUGAUAAAGCAGAAGUGGAAGCUUUUCAGAAGAAAACAAGCCAAUCAUCUACUCACGGCCAGCUCUUAAACGGACGUGAAAAUCUGAACAGAGAACAUUUUUUUUCGCCGACCACUGAAUCUGAAACAAUGUCUGACAGUGACGGUGACUACAGUAUCCAGGAAUUUCAUCCGUCCAGGCUGAGAUGGAAUCAGCAUGCAGUCCAGUUGGAGUAUAAACCUGACGGAGGAAGACGUCGUCGGAGAAAAAGACAAAUCAUCGCUGCUGAAGACACAGUAAAACUAGAAGAGGAUGAUUCCAGCGCUACAUUGUUGUCUGGAAAGAAUCUAAUCAUAAUUGCGUCGUGUGGUGUAUUUUUUCUGGUGGUCCUUGCCGCUGGACUCGUCUACUGUUUCCGGUAUGAUAGUUACAUGUAA